Molecule: messenger RNA, 582 nt
Organism: Coniosporium apollinis CBS 100218
Lineage: Eukaryota; Fungi; Ascomycota; Dothideomycetes
Exons: 1
Coding region: 1-582 (193 amino acids)
Source: RefSeq, a predicted model, not a curated record
AUGCCCAAGUAUGAUGAGUGCCCAGUCGGUCUUGAUGCAAAGCUAGGUAAGGCAGACAGCCUGCUUGCGAAGGUGGACUACACACCCGGCUCUGUGCUAGCGAUCGUACCAGCCGGACUCCUCCAGAACUGGCAGGAUGAGUUCGAUAAGUUCUUCGACGGUAUUCAUCCCGGGAUCGUUCCUAUGCGCCUAUUUAAGGCGCACCACAAGGCCGCUAUAGCUUUAUCGAUCUCAAAGGACCCUACUUGCGUUCAAGUAGAUAAAGAAAGCGAUCCUCUCUACGCGCAGGCACGCGGCAUUGUUAUCACCCUACUAGGAUGCUACUUCUCGUAUAUCUGUAAGAUCAACAGGCGGGUCGUUAGAAAGACAAUCCGAUUAACGCCAGCCGGAAGGAAGACCAAGGCGGUGAUGGAGGAACUCCCACGGCCCUUUGCAUCCUGGUCGUUCGUCUACGUAGACGAAAUGCACCAGACCGAGUUUGCAGCAAGCAUAUAUAACGAGAUCCUUAAGGGAAGGGUUAACGAUGAUGCAUUCCUUUUCCUAAUGUCGGGAAAGCAGGAGUGGUGGAAAUGGCUAGGCUGA